Molecule: messenger RNA, 876 nt
Organism: Penicillium vulpinum
Lineage: Eukaryota; Fungi; Ascomycota; Eurotiomycetes; Eurotiales; Aspergillaceae
Product: DUF3632 domain-containing protein
Exons: 1
Coding region: 1-876 (291 amino acids)
Source: RefSeq, a predicted model, not a curated record
AUGUCGACAAGUGAUUACCAAUCCUGGCUCCAGUUAACUGAAGACCGUGAAUACCGCACUGCACACCCCCAUGCAAAAGUCCUACAGCAACUAUUCUCAAACACGAUUGAUUCAACCACCGCAGUCAAAGAACUGAGCUUGCUCGACUUUAUAAAUGAGAAUACGCCGUGGGCUCUCUGGGGGCUAAUCUAUGAGGCCGCUGCCGACUUUCCUUCAAGCCAUUCCUUAUUGCUGGCCCUUUUGAUUGAAGCUGAAAAGCUCGAUUCAAAGCUACCUGAGUCAGUCCUUCAAGAUAUACCGCGGGAAUGGUCAGGCUGCUUUGGGAGUAUGUGGCGCGACAAAUGGGAUAUAAUCUCACCUCAUGCAUUAUCCGGAUGGACAGUGUCCGCAUCCAAGUCAGUCACUAGAUGGAUCAAUAUGAAUACCUUCUCAGCAAGGCUGCUAGCUACAACUUCUUUUAGUCGAGGCGCAAAGCUUCGUCCUUUGGGCUUGAGUUUAUUGACAAAGUGUUUAGAGGCGGACCCGAUGAAGUACAAAGAGGGAAGACGCCAGGCACAGUCCGGGCUUCAGAGACACUCACCGUGGUACAAAAUGGAUGUAUCAGAAUUAUUGGCAGCCGAUGUAUGCGCCGCUGCACAAUGGAUCAUCUACGCUGGAGUGUUGAUGUGGAAGGAUGAUCGACCUGAUAGUCCUGAGUACAUUCAGAGAGUUCUACCAGGUAAAACAGACCUUUGGGAUGGAAGCCACGGAUUUACGGAGGGACGAUGGCGGCUGUGGAAGGAGCGGUUCUUGUUUAUGGCGGAAUACGAGGAUAUCAGCCCUGAUGCCCAGCAAGUUGCACGGAAGGCAGGGCAGAUAAUGGGCGAAUUUCUUUGA